This is a messenger RNA of Podarcis muralis (Common wall lizard), 486 nucleotides long. NCBI's taxonomy places the organism in Eukaryota, Metazoa, Chordata, Lepidosauria, Squamata, Lacertidae. The record is from RefSeq and is a predicted model, not a curated record.
AGCAGCCGAAUUCAAAAUGGCGUUUCGAUGGAUGUGCAAAGUUCAUCAACUCCCCCAGAACUUCCCUUCGUCCUCUCCUCCCUCCCGGAGGAGGAUGAGGCGAAGCCGAGGAGCCCUCCGGCCCGGCAGCGGCGCCCGACGGUGCCCCCAGUCCCCCCACCCCGCACCGCGCGCCCCCGCUCACCCUCCGAGGCAGGCGCAUCACGUGUGGCUCCGGCCAGGCUCCCGGGGACGUGUUACUCAGCCAGGCUGCUGCUGCCGCCGCCGCCGCCGCCGCCGCCUCUUGCAAGCGGUAGCAUCCCUAUCUCGCUCGCUCGCUCUCCUCCUCGCCUGGGAGGGGCUCUGCUCCUCGCAGCAGAGAAAUGGACAUACACAUAAUUCCUCGGGUGACAAUUCCACAUUUUCCUCGACAAAGAAACGCUGUGCACACGCAGUUCAGUAAAAGAGGUUCAAAUGUGAUCCGUAACAGAGAGUGGAGACUUAGAC